Molecule: messenger RNA, 1164 nt
Organism: Closterium sp. Naga37s-1
Lineage: Eukaryota; Viridiplantae; Streptophyta; Zygnematophyceae; Desmidiales; Closteriaceae
Source: the annotation of a GenBank genome assembly
AUGGCUUUUCCAUCAGAGCGUCUUUCGUGUCUCGCGCGGCUGCUCGUCUUCUCCCUCCUCCUCGUCUAUUCCUCCCCUGCCGCAUGUUUCUCUGAUUCUGCGGCCUUUCGUGCAGAUGCCAGUACAUGCGCCUGCUCCAACCCCGUAUCCCGUGCCAUCCUCGCCGCCGCCCCCCCCACCACCUUCGCCAUCACCACCUCCUCCGCCCAUCCCCCCUCCUCCGUCGCCACCUCCCCCUCCGCCGUUGCCGUCUCCCCCUCCCCCACCGUCGCCGCCGCCUCCGCCGUCUCCCCCACCGUCUCCGCCUCCUUCUUCGCCUCCGUCUCCUCCGCCGUCUCCCCCACCGCCAUCUCCGCCGCCACCAUCGCCUCCCAGUCCCCCAAACCCUCCACCGCCCCCUUCUCCCUCUCCCCCCUCCUCCCCGCCGCCACCGCCAUCCCCGCGUCCUCCAUCCCCCCCACCAAGCCCCCCUUCACCUCCGCCCCCGUCACCUCCUCCGCCCCCCUCUCCGCCCCCCUCUCCUCCGCCCUCUCCUCCCCCCCCCCUCUUCUCCACCCCCCUCUCCGCCCCCCCUCUCCUCCGCCCUCUCCUCCCCCCCCCUCUCCUCCACCCCCCUCUCCACCCCCUUCUCCCCCCCCCUCUCCGCCGCCUGCCCCUGCCCGUCUGAACGAUCUGAUCGUGGGAGUGGAGGGAACGCCGCGGGAGCUGCUGGCGCCUCGAUUCUCUCGUGACGUGACGACCUACAACGUGACUGUACCUUCACGGAGUGUGACUCUAACGCCCGUACUGUGCGGGGAGGAGCAGUGCAAGGUGCUGCAAGUGCGUGUGAAUGGGUAUGUAGUGGCGAACAACACAGCCAGCCCGCAGCUAGAGUGGCACGACAUCAAGGAGGGUGCUGCUGUGGCGCGUGCGGAUGCUGAAGUCGUGGUGGAGGGUCAUGGCUACUCGCCCACCACUUACCAUGUGCAUGUGCUGCUGGUUCCCUCCCAUGCCACUUUUUGGUGGUGGGCUGUGAUCAUCCUCAUUGUGCUCAUCUCUCUAGCUAUGACGCUGCUCUUUGUGCUCAUCACGCCAGAGGCAAACAGGCCCGCCUGGAUGCAGAGCAGCAUCCACUGGCUACAGCAGCAUAUGCGUGGUGGCUAUGCUCCGCUUCCUUCUGCUUAG